Diorhabda carinulata is the source of this 1392-nucleotide messenger RNA. Its product is annotated as phenoloxidase-activating factor 3-like. The record is from RefSeq and is a predicted model, not a curated record. Bases 157 to 1227 code for a protein of 356 amino acids. The transcript is spliced from 8 exons. Gene Ontology annotation, molecular function: serine-type endopeptidase activity. Gene Ontology annotation, biological process: proteolysis. NCBI's taxonomy places the organism in Eukaryota, Metazoa, Arthropoda, Insecta, Coleoptera, Chrysomelidae.
AUAAUUAAUAAGGACGAAAAGUCCAUGUUGUAUAAUUUGAUACGGAAAUAGCUUGUUACGCUUGUACGAUCAUUUUUUUUUCAAUAGAAGGUCAAAUCAUUCCUAAUUUCAUUUUACUUAUUAUUCCAUAUUAGUUUUUGUUGAAUAUACUCCGGCAUGGGUUACAGAGUGAAUUUUUCUAAACUAAUUUUCAAAUUUGUGAUUUUCAUCAUCGGAAACGAAAUUAGUGGAGUGAACACAUAUGAGUCUACCAAUUACGUAACAACGUUCUGCCCUUCAAACACGCAAUGCGUUCCUUUAUCAUCCUGUCCAAUAAUCGGUAAUAUCAUCAGCAGCGACUGUCUGCUCAAUAACAAUGUUGCGCAAUUGAGCUGCGGGUAUCGAGGUUCGGGGUUAAUAUGCUGUCCCCAAAUCGCCGAAACCACCACGAUUCUACCGGGAAGGGUAGUGGAUGGACAGAGAUGCGGAAUGUCGCAGGUGCAAGGUGAAGGUUACGAAGGAAUUGGGGCUUAUCCUUGGAUUGGACGGAUCGGUUUCAGGAACGCGUUAACUGGAGAAACGAAAUUUCCGUGCACGGGUUCCAUCAUUGAUCCGAGAAUCAUUUUGACGGCGGCGCAUUGCGCUCUGGCUAAAGCGGACAAUUUUAAACUACACAUGGUACGUGUCGGGGAAUAUAACACAAAUACAAACAUCGAUUGCGGCGAGGAGUUUUGUGGUUUGCCUACUCAAGAUCUUGUAAUAACCCACGUGAUCGUUCAUCCCGGUUACAAGAAAGAAACUUUCGAAAAUAAUGUGGCACUACUGGUUCUAAGAACUCCCAUGAAUUUCACAGUGACUGCUCAACCGAUAUGCUUGCCGGAGUCUUGGUCAGUGACUAGCAACAAUGGUUUACUUGUGGGAUGGGGGAAAGCAGCUGGACAAACUUAUGCUUUGCCUAAGCAACAAGUGUUGCAUUUACCUAUCGUAAGCAUUCAACAAUGCGUUCGAGUUUACGGGGGGUCACUACCGGUCACGGAAGAUCAAAUUUGCGCUGGGGGGGAAGCAGGAAAUGACGCGUGUAGUGGAUUCGGGGGAGCACCGUUAUUAGUUAGACACGGCAAUACUUAUUACCAGGUUGGUAUACUUUCUUUCGGAUCUGACCGAUGUGGAAGUGCAGGAAUCCCCAGCGUUUAUACAAAUAUAAAGAAAUACGUUAAUUGGAUAAGAGAAACCAUGCAACUAUAUUAAUAAUUCGUUAUUGGUGGAAUUGGUAAUUUUUACCUACGUGAUAGUGAAUCCGGCAACAGCGCUGCCUGUUGGAAUAUUUACACGACUGUCGGUCACGAUUAUUUCGAAACAUCCUGUAUAAUGGUCGGGAGUAGGGGCUUGGUAAAUAAAAACACAUAAAAGAAA